UAUGGUUGUCCCGAAGCUGGCUUGCUGACUGACGAUUGUUUUUUCUUUUCUUUUUCGGGUUUCGUUUCCAACUGACUGACUGACUGACUGACUGACGGCGGUCUGCGAGGAUCAUGGUAAAUUACGCUCCGUUUUCGGCACCCAAGUCCGUGCAGCUGGAAAGCUUCACGGUUCGGCCAUCGUAUUCGGCUCCAGCUUCCAGCAGACCAGAAAUCUUCCAUCAUUCUACGCAUCCAACUUUCUGGAAGGGGUGGAUCAUCGUGCAGCUGUCCAAGUUAAAUCGAGUCGAUGGAUGGUUCCAAGUUGGUUCCAAGUUCGAUGCUCAACGAAAUCGGCCGGAAAUCGCAGUCGCAGCUCGUGUUUCGACUGUCCAAUGUGUGGGGCAUGUGUUUGCGGAUCAUGUGGCUUUGCAGUCUGGGGGGGUUCUGGAGUCUGGACAGAAUACCGUGCAGCGGCAUAAGCGACGUCGAAAAACUUCGACCACCACACAAAACGGCCUAUCCUCUCUACAUGCAGAAAUAAUCCUGAUCGUGUUGAGCAACCUUUCUCGUUCCGAUUUCUACAAUCUCUGCCUCGUAUCCAAACUUUUUCACACGUACACAACCCCCUACUUGUACAGAUCCGUGGACAUCGUGCUCAGUGGGUCUUCAUGGGAUGCGAAGGAACAUGUUUACAACAGCCUUUCUCUAGAAAAUAACCGAGGGUUGAGAUUUAUCACGAACUUUCGGUUCCUGCCCCACCAGUUCGUCAUAAGAGGAGGGUUCUGGGUCGUCUUGGCCCCGAUGCGGCAAAGGAUGUACAGCGGCUCAUGGGAGUACUGCUAUCAAAGGUCGGCCCAAAUGUAUUGCAACGGUUUGAAUGGUACCUCCCUAGUCUGCCGCUCCCCGAGGUCCGAAAGUUGCUCCAUCAGGAAGCCCUCACGAAAGUUUCCUGGAGCAUCUCUGGACGUCUCUGUCACAAUCUGGAGGUACCGCAGUUCUUAUUUAGUGUGGACGGCCGUGCAUCGCCUUUGGCCAGUGUCACGAUCAUCUCCAUAGCGGCGUCCAACAUUGACCAUAUCCGCGCGUGGCUUGUCGCAGUGCCCAGCACUCAAGGUCCUACGACUAGAAUGGAACCCACGCAUUCGCUACCAGUUCUUGGAGCGUGUUCCGAGGGGGUGCUUUUGGACCGAAAUUGGCCUCCACAAUUUCCCGCGCCUCACAACGCUCAAACUGAAGUGGACGAACGUAACCUAUCUCCA
This is a messenger RNA of Tricharina praecox, 1240 nucleotides long. RefSeq lists its product as uncharacterized. The record is from RefSeq and is a predicted model, not a curated record. NCBI's taxonomy places the organism in Eukaryota, Fungi, Ascomycota, Pezizomycetes, Pezizales, Pyronemataceae. Gene Ontology annotation, molecular function: protein binding. The coding region runs from base 114 to 1037 and encodes 307 amino acids. The transcript is spliced from 4 exons.